This is a messenger RNA of Anastrepha ludens (Mexican fruit fly), 3689 nucleotides long. RefSeq lists its product as uncharacterized. The record is from RefSeq and is a predicted model, not a curated record. The transcript is spliced from 5 exons. Lineage: Eukaryota; Metazoa; Arthropoda; Insecta; Diptera; Tephritidae. The coding region runs from base 48 to 3689 and encodes 1213 amino acids.
CUUAACCUCAAAUACGGAAGACCCGCGUGUUCGUCGCACAAUCAAACAUGGUGCUUGGAAAGGAAGAGUCUUUGUCCAAGCUCAUCUUAAACUUUGGUGCAAACACGCGUAAAAUGGCAAAGUCCAAAAAAACAAAGGGCUAUCUCGGAGCCAGGCGCAGUCUGCUGUCGGAGUAUUGGUCGCGCUACCACGCUAUUCGCGACGAUCUUGGUGCGCUGGCGGUCACUGAUGCUAAUGCAGCAGCGGUGCGUGACGCGCUGUCCGAUGAGCACUUUGCAGCUAUUGAAGGAGCAUAUUGCGAAGCAAUGGGUGAACUCAACGAUGCAAGUGCACCACUCACAAUUCUUCCAAAAAUCGAGUUGCCGAAGUUCGAUGGGUCUUUUGAAAAGUGGCUAAGCUUUAAGGACAUGUUCACUACGUGCGUGAUCAAAGAUACGACACUCUCCAACGUGCAACGAAUGCACUAUCUCAAAAGCAGCGUACAGGGCGAGCCGGAGGUUAUGCUCCGGAGUUUUUCGGUUAUAGACGCUAAUUUUAUAAUCGCGUGGGACCUACUCCAACAAAGGUAUGACAACAGACGACGACUUGUGAAGACAUACUUGCGAAACAUUGUCAAGUUGGCGGCAAUGCCCAUAGAAUCCGAAACGAGUCUGCGAAAACUGUUGGACACCGUGACUGAGUCAAUGCGUGCGUUACAACAGCUUGGCCGUCCAACAGCUCAGUGGGAUGAUUGGCUAAUUUUUCUAAUCACCGAAAAGCUCGAUUCUGCCACAGUUAAAGAAUGGGAGAUGAGUCUUGGUAGUCCAAAUGAGCUGCCUGCUUACAGCGAUUUAGUCUCGUUUCUAGAAAAACGCAUUCUUGGAUUGGAAGCAGUGGGGGCAGCUGCCAAGAAUAAAUCGAAAGAUUUUUCACAAAAAUCACCACACAAUCAAGCUGUGCGAAGUCAUCAAACGAGCUUUGGCCGAUGCUCAUGCUGUUCGGGUAAGCAUACGCUUAUGUACUGCCCGGAUUUCCGCAAGAAAACAUCUUCAGCAAAAUUAGAUCUGGUUCAUAAGGCAAAACUUUGCAAAAAUUGUCUAAAACCAGGUCACACUCUUGACGAGUGCUCAUCUACUUAUACAUGCCAAAGGUGCAUGCAAAAACAUCAUACACUGUUGCAUGACAGUCUUUCUACGCAACCCAACAAGGUUGCUACUCAUCAUACGCGUUCCGAUUAUUUAAUACAGACACCAAACACAAAUGAUCUCACAUCUGUUCUGCUUGCAACUGCGGUUAUUGGAAUACGCUCUCCCACAGGGCAUGAACUCCAACUGCGGGCGCUUCUGGACAAUGGAUCACAGGCAUCUUUUAUCAGCGAGUUUGCAGUUCAACAACUACACCUUCGCAGAGCCCGUCUUCAAGUACCCAUCACCGGUAUAGGCGGAUGCCGUGUAGAACCCGAGUUCAACAUCGAUUGUUCGGCCCUGGUCCUGCCCCGCUUGGGACAUCUCAUGCCGUUAAAACGUGUCGAUCCAAAACCAUAUUCGGAAUUUCUCGAUCUGCCAUUAGCCGAUCCAAACUUCUUCGAACCAGGGUCUAUUGAUGUCAUCAUCGGCGCAGACCUCUACGCCACUACUGAGCUCAACAAUUUGGUUCAGCAACUGUGGAAGUUCAAUGAAUGUGAGGACGUGGAAGGCUCAUCCUCAAUGACGCAAGACGAAAUUUACUGCGAGAAGCUAUUUGAGCGUACAGUGUGUCGCGAUCUUUCCGGGCGCUAUCACGUUCAAUAUCCCUUUAAGGAGUCCUGUGACCUUGCUGCUCUAUCCGAUUCUAAAUCAGAUGCCCUUCGACUAUUCGCAUACCAACAAGCGCGCCUUCAAAACAAUGCCACACUGAAUGAAAUGUAUACAGCGUUUAUGGCUGAGUACAGAAAUCUUGGUCAUAUGGAGCCAGUCCCAUCUGACGAUAUUGCGCAUCCAGUAUGUUACAUUCCUCAUCAUGGUGUGUACAAAAAGGGUAGCACUACGACGAAGCUUCGCACUGUAUUUAAUGCUUCAAGGAAAUACAAAGGUGGCGUUUCUCUAAACGACUGUCUUCAUGUUGGACCCAAGCUGCAGAGCGACUUAAGCUCCAUCAUUUUAAAAUGGCGAAUGCAUCGAGUUGCGUUCAUAGCGGACAUUGAAAAAUGUUAUCGCCAGAUUUUAGUCAGCAGACCUGAUGCUGAUAUGCAGCGGAUUGUCUGGCGUGACGAGCAGGGCAAGCCAGCCAUUUACCGGUUGCUCACUGUAACUUACGGCUUAAAUUGCUCGCCCUAUCUCACCAUUAAGGUUCUGCACACGCUUGCUACGGAUGAAGAACACGAUUUUCCGGCAGCAUCAAAAAUAUUAACGGAGUCGUUUUACAUGGAUGAUUGCCUGCAUGGUGCCGCAACCGUGGAAGACGCUCUGAAUAUUCAACGCCAGCUACAACAGCUUUUGCAGCGCGGCGGAUUCAACCUUCGGAAGUGGAUGUCCAACUCUACUGAAUUUAUGGGACAUCUGUACACUGAAGACGAAAACCUUGGGCUGUCCCGCAACUUAAAUCUUGAUAGCGAAACAAACGCUCUCGGAAUUUAUUGGCUGUGCGACACUGACAGCAUCGGUUACAAGACAAACGUAACACCUAUCAUUGGAGACAUCACAAAGAGGCAGCAAUUGUCCGAUGUGGCCAAAAUCUAUGACCCGCCGGGUCUACUAGCACCUGUCGUAGUUAAAGGUAAAGGUAUUUGUCAGCAGCUGUGGUUAUCGGGUGUCGAUUGGGACGAUCCCAUUCCUGAUCCAUUUCAACAAGAAUGGCGACGCUUUAGAGCCGAAAUGCCUCAAAUAAGAGAACUCAAAGUGCCCAGGUGGGUUGGAGCUGAGCCCAGUGUAUCCAGUUACCAACUGCAUGUAUUUUCUGAUGCCUCUACUGUGGCAUAUGCUGCUGUCGCGUACCUUCGUGUGGAAACUUCAGGUAAAGAUGUAAAAAUAUCAAUUCUAACCGCUAAGACUAAGGUGGCACCACUGAAGAAGAUAACCAUCCCGUGUUUGGAGCUAAAUGCUGCUCUACUCGCAGCGAAAGUAGCCGCUAAAGUGCUGUCAACACUGCAACUACCAGCGAUUCGACUUUACUGUUGGUCGGAUUCCAAAACCACGCUCAGCUGGAUUCGAUCAAAUCCUGGUAAACACAAGCAAUACAUCAGCAAUCGUCUAACUCAAAUCCAAGAGUUAACACCAAUCAAUGCUUGGAAGUAUGUACCUACUACAACGAACCCAGCCGACAUUGCAUCCCGGGGUAUUUUCCCGUCUCAGCUCGCAGGGUUGUCGCUGUGGUGGCGGGGACCUUCGUGGCUAAAUCGUCACUCAAGCACCUGGCCUGAACAACACAACGGUUCGACAGAUCCAGACGAAGAAUUAGUUCUCUCUCUAGUGACGAUUCCGGAAGAGUCCAAACCAACCAUGCUCACGACAUUGCUUCAAAAAUACUCGAAUCUCAACAAGCUAUUGACAGUCACAUCUUGGUGUCAGCGUUUCCUUGCCGCACUGAUGAAGCGACCCCAUGAAACAACUCUAUGGUGCACUGUGACCGAAAGAACCGCGGCCUUGCAAUUCUGGAUAAGCAAACCGAUUUGCCAGAAGAGCAAGCUCCUCAAAUUGAACCCAGUUUUGGAUGACGAUGGUAUUUUGCGUUAA